This is a messenger RNA of Paramecium octaurelia, 1078 nucleotides long. The record is from the annotation of a GenBank genome assembly. Lineage: Eukaryota; Ciliophora; Oligohymenophorea; Peniculida; Parameciidae.
AUAACACAUUAAAUGUAAUUUUUAGAUAUUGUUAAUUAAAAGUAAAAAAUUAUGAAAAAACUGCACAAAGUGAGAUUUGAACUCACGCGAAAUUAAUCAUCGCAUCCUGAGUGCGACCCCUUAGACCACUCGGGCAUAAGUGCUAUGUUGAUGUUUAUGAGAAGCAUCAUAAUUUGUGAUUAAUUUAAUAGAGAAUAUUCUUUAAUUACCUUUUUUAUAUUUAUUAUAAUAAAACACGUCAAUAUGUUAAGCGAUUUCAAUAGCUGGUAUAAAACUUAGCCCCUUUUUACAAGAACAUAUGUAAGUGUUCUAGUAUUAUUUGGGAUAAUUGGAAAAUUUAAACCAUCAUAUUUGUGGUAUUUAAUGUUCGAUGCUAAUAAAAUAUUUACACUUUAAGUAAGAAUGAUAAUGAAAUAUUAUAUAGAUACAUAGACUGUUUACUCAUUACUUUUUCAGCGGUACAUUAAGUUUUAGUUUCAUCUUUCAUUUGCUGUUUAUAAUCUUUUGUAUUAAAAACUGUGAAAUGAUGUUCGAAGGAUCGAACUAUGCAGAUUUCUAUUAUAUGAUUCUUUACUUUUUUAUAACAGGAGAUGUAAAUAAGUUUGAUAAUGUAGAUUAUGUGUUGGCUAUUUGAUUAUGGAUUUUUAUCAGCGGCAUUUUGUUUUGCAUUGAUCUAUGUUUGGUGCAAGAGAAAACCAUUUGAAACAGUGAGAUUUUAUUUCGGAUUUCAAUUCAAAAGUGAAUAUUUUCCAUGGGUUUUGAUUGCUUUUCACGCAAUAACUGAUUAAGACAUAGUUUAGGACCUUAUCGGUUUAGGAAUAGCCCAUUCAUAUUUAUUAUUAAAGGACUUCCUACCAGUCACUAAUAGCAUUGCCUUAUUAGAAACACCUUAAUUUUUGUAAGAAUUCAAUUUUAUCAUAUACUAGUAAAAACUUUGUGAAUAAACACAUUGUUAAAUAUGCACCAUUUGCAAGAAAUAGAUUUAAUUAAUAAUAAUUCCAGUAACCUUAAAGGCAACAGUUCUUUUAAGGAUAAGGAAUACGUUUAGGUUGAUAUAUAAAAUAUUUGAGUAUAUAUA